Talaromyces stipitatus ATCC 10500 is the source of this 351-nucleotide messenger RNA. RefSeq lists its product as uncharacterized. The record is from RefSeq and is a predicted model, not a curated record. NCBI's taxonomy places the organism in Eukaryota, Fungi, Ascomycota, Eurotiomycetes, Eurotiales, Trichocomaceae. The coding region runs from base 1 to 351 and encodes 116 amino acids. The transcript is spliced from 2 exons.
AUGAUCAAACUACAACAACUUCGUAUAGCGGAAGCGCCAAUCCUGGACCCUUUUAGCCAACAGCGAUACAUAGAAAAGGGCACGGUAGCCCUGUCGUCCACCGUCAAUAUGAUCGCCGAGAUCUGCACCAAGUUUAAUGCCGUGGGCACGAUCACAGAGGCGGAAUUGGUUCCUCUGCCAGCACUGAUCUGCACUGGAAUUGCAGCCAUUGCAGAAUUACAGAUCAACGGGUUUCGAGCGAACCUCGAUGCUCUCAAAAAGACUUUAGAACUUUGCAGUACAAAAUGGAAACUUGCCUGUUACUAUCUCAACAAGCUUGAGACGCCUGAGACCACUCUUGAGAUGGAUUGA